This is a messenger RNA of Botrytis byssoidea, 2247 nucleotides long. RefSeq lists its product as uncharacterized. The transcript is spliced from 7 exons. The record is from RefSeq and is a predicted model, not a curated record. NCBI's taxonomy places the organism in Eukaryota, Fungi, Ascomycota, Leotiomycetes, Helotiales, Sclerotiniaceae. Bases 1 to 2247 code for a protein of 748 amino acids.
AUGCUGGCACCCCAAAUUGAGCUUGAUGUGGAAACUGUGAAUAGUCUCAAUUUCAAGCUGGCACUUCGAUUUGAUAAAGGCCAAAUUUAUUUUGGCCAGAACACUUAUCAAAGAAUUGAUGGUUGGGUCGUCAUUUUCAACCUCGUCUGGCCCAAAGAAGCCACCCUCAAUGGGACGAGAGAUCAGGCUGCCGAGCUCGAAAACACACCUGAGACCGUGAAUUCUACACAAUCCAGUACCAUUGGUCUCAGUCCAGGGGAAUACUCUAUUCAUGGGCUGUUAGCCAUCAUUGCCUAUCUUGAUUGGGGUAGUCCUGUAUGGGAAGAAUCCUAUUUGACAGACCAAGAUGGAACUAAGGUUUAUCUUGAUAAAUGGGCAGCAGAUUCAAGCAACAAUGCGUUGUAUAGUCAGGUUCAGCAGUUUAUACGAGAGUUGGGACUCUCAAAUAAACACGCAUCUUUACUCAUGCAAAACAUGCAAGUAGAUAUACCUAGGCCCAAAGUGAGUGAAGAAACAGUCGACUUCGCUCCCAAAAUGCUUCGAUUGCAACAAUACCCAUAUAUCAACCCAGCUAAACAGGGGGUAGAAGACACCGGAUCCUCUAUGACUGGUCAAACUGGAAAUCCUUAUAACUGUCUCUGCUUUUACGAGUUUGAUUUUGAUCAGGUCUCGUCCUUGCCAGAGGAUUCUAUGCCAUUUAAUGGAAACUUUGCAUGGCCUGGAGAUGGUUCAAAAGACGAGUCUUUGGGAACAUUUGCCAUCAAAAGCAGUGUGUUCCCUACAAGCAAUACUACUCUUCACUACCUUGUGCAAUGUAUCUGCCAAGAGGUAAUUGCAUACCCUCUUCCGCCUCAUGUGAUUGACAAAAGGCCUGGUGAGAAUACGAUGUAUUUGUCACAAAGGUUUGCCAAGAUCGAUGAUAUGACCAAUGAUGAAUACAAUGAUGUUCAACAAUUUCAAUCUGAAGAAGGAUACUAUGAUCUUAGUAAGUCCUCUGAUGUUCAGUAUUCCUGGUUGAAAUCAGUAUCUGCACUAGGAAACGAGAUAUUCUCCACUGAAGGAGGCUGGAAGGUCGACUACAAAUUAACUGCCGAGACAUCCGUACAUUUAGAUAUCGGACCGUCAGAUUCCCCCAUUUUUACACUCAGCGGACAUGUUAAGUACUUUGGUUCGAUCACUUGGCCCCAAGAUGUGGAAAAUGUUGCACAGUCUUAUCCUGAUUUGAAUCAUAAUGUAGACUGGACGGCCACAUUUAAUAUGGACAAAUUAGAUUCGGAUGACCCCACUGCAAAAAUCGGCAAAUGUAACCUCGACGGAGUGGGCGAUGAACAGCUGUUAGUUCCCUCAGAUCUCGAUUCUGUGGUCCCUACAGAUCCAGAAUCGAGCUGGGAUUAUUUCUUGAGGGGUUAUAGGAAGAUGGUUGGCGGAAUACUUGUGCAAAUACCCGACAUGCUUCGUUCCCCAGAUAUCAAAGUGGCGUGUCCAGGAAAGAAUGAGCUUGAGUUCGGAACCGCUGCGAUGAACGCAGUGGGCGAUAUAAUUGUUCCCGUUCGCUAUUUAGAGCCAGAUGCAAGUCGAGUAACCUGGAUUUCUACGCCAGAAGAUCACCCCCAGAAUACAAACACGGCUUCAAAUGUGGUUUAUACCUCUGAUACGUCUGUCACCAAAGAUAAUCCACAUAUCACCUGGACAGGCUCAGUGACCUACGACGCCGACACAAAAGAGGCGAAUCUCACACUCCAAGGAUCCAACAAAUCUGGUGCAAAAUUAGCCUUUAAAGCAGUUAAGGCUACUUUUCUGAGAAUGCAGGCUGUGAAUGAUCAUUGUCUUUGGAAUGCAGAUUGUGGUAGUUGGAGUCAAGAUACAAUUUCCGAUUCACAUUGGUCAAUCACAAGAGAUAGCAUCCCUCAGAACCUCAAAGCAAAAGUAGAGAUUGUGAAUAACGAGAUGCAGUUUACCAUUUCUCCGCAAGGAACUGCCGGUUACGCUGAUCCAGAUAGAUUUUUCAUAUCUUCAGGUGGAUCCUUUGCGUUGAAUUUGAACGGAAAAGCAAACACAGAUGGGAAUGAUGAUACUUUCAUUGUUCAGAUGACUGAAAACUGGGCUGGCCUUACAGUUUCAAAGCCAAUUAGUGGACGGGCAGAUGCUUUCAUCGCCAUAGAGCUCAAGGCGGAUGGUUCAAGCACAACCCCCUCCAUCAUUACUCAGACCGAGGCUGAUACUGAGCGAGGAGUGAAGCAGCCAUGA